CCCCAUUCCUCCCCACUAGAGUCCCAGUGGUCCCCUAUCUUUGUUGCUUCGCUUCGUCUUCGCCUUCGUCAGACCUCCAGUAGUUUGCAAUUUAUGCCGGAUGCUUCAGACUAAGGCAAGGCCAUGAAUGGGCGCCGCGGGUAUCAGACCCGUCUCUGAUCAUAAUGGGCUCCUAUUAUGCAUGCGCAGGGCAGUGCACAGAAGUGCUGAUGCAAGGCACCACCAGUCCAGACUCCAGACUCCAGCGCAACGCCCACCUUGCCUCCGGCGUUUGGGCGCCGUUGAUCGAUCGUUUGCUUUUCCUGGGAGGAAAUUGCAACGCCCGACAGCGGACAGAGGAACACUGCGGAGGAGAAGACCCCUUGCCUGUCGUCCAGUCCCUGAGAGUCUCAUUGUCCCCUCAUUCCGGUUGCUCUGGGUCACCCUCCACUUCCAGGGCCCGCCUUGCUUGCAAGCGCAGCGCGGCUUGGGCCCAUCUCCUCACCGAGCGCACAGACCAGAAGCAUCUUCACCUGACGCCCGAGUGCCAUACACCGAGAGCACCCUCCAUUCUACACCGAAAACUUUUUUUCCCAGCUCUCGGCCCCGCCACAUGCGCUGGACGACCAAACUCAGGAAAACGUCAACGCAACAGCCUUGUCCAGCCUCGCCGACGCCAGCACUCCUCCACUCGACGACGACAACCUAUACCCGAUUGCCCAUACGAGACCGACAACAUGGGCGUUCAGAAGAAGACCAGAAAGUUUGGUGAAGUCAAGCGAGUCAUCGGCAAGAACGACGCCCGGCGCAAGGAGAACCUGAAGAAGGCGGAAGAGGCCGAGCAGAAGGCCAAGCGUGAAAGAGGUGGUCCAGAUGGCGAGACUAUCGUCAGAGAGAUUCCUCAGGUCCCCUCGCAGAUGUUCUUCGAGAGCAACUCAAGUCUCGUGCCUCCCUAUGGCGUCCUCGUCGAUACCUCAUUCUUCUCCCGAACCGUUCAGAUGAAGUUGCCAGUGAUAGAAACCAUGAUGGAUUGUCUCUAUGCUACUUGUCACCCCAUCGUCACUGACUGUGUCAUGGCCGAGUUGGAAAAGCUUGGUCCCAAGUUCCGCCUUGCUCUCAGAGUAGCACGUGACCCCCGUUUUGAACGACACAAGUGCACACACAAAGGAGUGUACGCCGAUGACUGCCUCGUGUCCAAGGUGUCUAAAGACAGAGUGUACCUCGUCGCAACCAACGACAAGGGCCUCGUGUCCAGACUUCGUCGCAUUCCCGGUGUUCCAAUCAUGAAGUGUGGACGUGGAAAGUACACCAUCGAGAGAUUGCCCGACGCCCCGAUUUAAGCUUGAAUCAACGAUAUAGGAGGGAAUUCGCGGUCAUUCCGUCAGCGCGAGGGAGAACGUCAAGUACCUUAGACAGCACAACGAUACGAUUGUCAAGUUGGAAAAAAAAAAAACUUGCAUAUUGUGGCAGGCUGGUUUCUUGACGCGGAAAAGCGACAUAAAAGUCGCGGGGAUCGAAGAGACAUGCGCAUCGAGCCCAGGUCCACCAAGCCCUGGAAAGGGAGCACGGCGAGGGAGAAGCAAAAGCAUAUCUGGGUUCUGGUUUGUAGGCAUUUUUCUCAAAAAGGGUUGGGUCGUGAUGCAAUUCGACCCAACCAUUGCGUACCGUGGUUUUGGCACUUGUAAUACUGGUAUGGAACUUUGGUGGUCGUUAAAGUAGUCGGGGUUAACCACGCCGUAUCCCCGAUACUGGCCGACGGAUGGCUCCGUCAGCUCGUAGUUGCCUAGAUGGUUUAGGCUGCUUUUAGGAAUCCAAAGAAUGACCCAAA
This is a messenger RNA of Colletotrichum phormii, 1807 nucleotides long. Its product is annotated as Fcf1-domain-containing protein. The transcript is spliced from 8 exons. NCBI's taxonomy places the organism in Eukaryota, Fungi, Ascomycota, Sordariomycetes, Glomerellales, Glomerellaceae. The record is from RefSeq and is a predicted model, not a curated record. Gene Ontology annotation, cellular component: nucleolus; small-subunit processome. The coding region runs from base 165 to 1319 and encodes 384 amino acids.